This is a messenger RNA of Talaromyces amestolkiae, 1980 nucleotides long. RefSeq lists its product as uncharacterized. Gene Ontology annotation, molecular function: oxidoreductase activity. Gene Ontology annotation, cellular component: transcription factor TFIIH holo complex. NCBI's taxonomy places the organism in Eukaryota, Fungi, Ascomycota, Eurotiomycetes, Eurotiales, Trichocomaceae. Bases 1 to 1980 code for a protein of 659 amino acids. Gene Ontology annotation, biological process: regulation of cyclin-dependent protein serine/threonine kinase activity; DNA repair; regulation of transcription by RNA polymerase II. The record is from RefSeq and is a predicted model, not a curated record. The transcript is spliced from 4 exons.
AUGGAAGUCCAUGUCGUCUCCAAACAGAACCAUGCUAAACAUGCUAGCUUUCGUAUCGCUGAGUUAACCAAGGCACUAUUGCCGUCAUCAGUUCGCGUGCGCGCCAAAAUUGUCAGCUUGACCUCCAACAACUUGACCUACGCUGCACUUGCUGAUGUGUGGAACUUAUGGAAUCUGUAUCCUGUUCCCCAGACAUCGCCUGCCCCUUACAACGAUCAAGCGACAUGGGGAAUUGUGCCUGCAUGGGGCUACGCAACUGUCCUAGAGAGUAGCAUCGCUGACCUACCGUCGGGCACAUCGCUCUGGGGCUACUGGCCUGCUUCCGGCCAUGCAGUGGACUUGCAAUUGAGCCGAGAAGAGCCAGAAGGCCAUUGGGUGGAGACUUCCCCUGGUCGGCAGUUCAUGCUGUCGUUAUAUAACCGCUAUAUUGUUGUCGAUACUCAGACGGAAGACCUCGAGCGCCUAGGCUGGGGAUCUUCCGUGCGACCGACUUGGGUUUGUGGUUAUCUCCUCAGCGAGUACGUUUUUACUCCCGAUCCAGCUACUCAUCCGCCCCUGCACCCUCUUCCCGGGCCGGACACUCAGUGGACGGUCGAUGAUGCGGACCUCUCCAAGGCUGUUUUCAUCAGCAUAGGUGCGUCGACAAAAACUGGUCGCGCUGCGGCCUUUAAUCUUUCUUGCAGACCUGCCGGAACUGGUCCUCUGGCUCUACUUCAAAUUUCCUCGGCGCCAGCUGCCCUCUCCGAGGCGGCAGACAAGCUCGCUGGACCAUUCCCCACCAAGGCAGUUUCAUACUCCGAUAUUGCCAGUACGGGAGAGUGGCUUGCUAUCAAGCAGCCUUCCAAGAUCGUCGUCGCGAAUUUUGGUAGUCGUGAUGGGGGCUUCGAGCAACUGCUUGGCAUGAUCCAGGGUACGCCUGCUCUACACGCCGCUAAAACAGUCGUCCUUAGCGUCCAUAAUACACAAGACUUUAUAGCAUUGAGUAGCCUCGGAGCCCAGCUGGGUUUCAUUCAGGUCAACACCUCCCCUAUCCAGGAUGCUGCGCUGGGCAUCAUCGAACCGAAACAAUAUUUCGGAGAACUUGAGAAGCGCUGGAACCAAUGGCUGAUGCAUCACGAAUCCGCAGCCCCGGAUUUGCGCUUGGUGUGGGGGAAGGGAAUCUCUGGUGAACAGGGGCUUGAGGGAGGCUGGGACUUGCUGUGUAAGAGCCAUGCCAAGCCGAACGAGGCUUUGAAAGAGACUAGUUUGAACCGUCGAGAAGACGAAUUCGACAGCAAACUCGAUUGGGACAACUUUCUCGAAAAACGCGAAACAAUGAUCGUGAAUCUCGUCACAGGGGUUGAUGUUGCCAAGACAGAAGCAAAAUUGAGAAAGUACGAAAGCUCUCAUCUGGAUUCCAUUCAAGCAAACCAGGUGCGGGAAUCGCAAGAGGCAUCAGCCUUUUUAGAACAGCAGUCAUUCGAACAGGAACAGGCACGACGACGUCGUCAGGUCGCACAAGAAGAUAUCGCCAAUUUCCUCACCUUCAACAUUACCGUACCUACGCUCGAUUCCAAGAUGACUCUUGUCCGAGCUGUUGUUUUCACCUACCGGAAAUCCGGACUUUCGCUUGAAGAGUUCACGAGCUAUAGCGAGCAGCAUGGUCACCUCCUCAAGCGUCUGGCUGGCGACGUUUUCCCUAUCUCACACCGCCGCAGCUACAUUGCCCGUGAGGAGAAAGGUAGCAAUGCCGGAACUGAUACGACUGCGCGAAACCCAACGACACCAGCCAAACUUGUCUUGGGCCAACAGUCCGACUUCGAUUUCGAUGCUUACACCGAGUUGACCUUUGCGAGUCCAGAGGCUGUUCAUGCCUACACGACUAAGACAAGCCAGCCAGAAAUCGCGGCUGCGAUUGCGGCAGAUGAGGAGAGGUUCUUGGAUCGUUCCAAGACAGGCAUUGCUUUCCUAGGGGAUGUUACUGAAGUUAACAACGCUUGA